This is a messenger RNA of Myotis myotis, 2042 nucleotides long. RefSeq names its product speedy/RINGO cell cycle regulator family member C (gene SPDYC). The record is from RefSeq and is a predicted model, not a curated record. The coding region runs from base 16 to 840 and encodes 274 amino acids. The transcript has 6 exons. NCBI's taxonomy places the organism in Eukaryota, Metazoa, Chordata, Mammalia, Chiroptera, Vespertilionidae. Gene Ontology annotation, molecular function: protein kinase binding. Gene Ontology annotation, biological process: positive regulation of cyclin-dependent protein serine/threonine kinase activity.
CCCACCCCCUAUGAGAUGAGCAAAGCCCGGGCCCCUGCCCAUGAGGUUGCCAUCCAGGUGAAGCUGUGGGGCUGGAGCUGUCAAGAUGGGGGCAGUGGGCCUCUGGCUGCCCGCCAGCACCUGGAGCUCCGGGCCUUCCUCCGCCUGCUGGAGCACAGCUGCCUUCAGGAAUUCCUUGCCAGAGACCCCUGUUUCCAGGUUUCAGAUAAGUAUCUCCUGGCCAUGGUGCUGGUCUACUUCCGGCGUGCCAACCUGAAACUCAGCGAGUACACCUGCAGCAACCUGUUCUUGGCACUGUACCUUGCAAACGAUAUGGAGGAGGACCUGGAGGAAGCCAAAUGUAUGAUUUUCCCGUGGGCCCUGGGCGAGGGCUGGCACAAUCGGGUGGCAGACUUCCUGCACCAGAGGGACAGGCUGUGGGCGAGGAUGGGCUUCCGGGCUUUAGUGAGCCGCCGGCACUGUGAGAAGGUCAUGGCCAUGGAGCCAUCCCACCGGGCCUGGACUCGGGAACGGUGCAACCACCAUGGCGGGGCGCACAGGAGCUACUCAAAGGCCGGGAUCACCCUCCCCGGGGGCCCCGGCUUCUCACCACCCCGCUGCUCCCUCUGUGGCUCGCCCCCUCUCCACAGUCACUACUCCCACCAGCCCUGCCCCUUGCCUGUCUUACCCGAGAGUCCUGCCCCAAACCCCGAGUGGUACGGCUCUCCUUCCCAGGCCUGUCUCUCAGGGGCUGAAGACCCCUGGGCUGGGGGCUUCCUCAUGGUCCUGCCCUCCCAGCUACUUCUGGAGCCAGGCACCUACACCCUUCACAUCCUCUCGGAGCCGCUGCCAGUGCCCUAGGCGCAGACGGAUGGACGGAUGGACGGACGCUCGCAGGGUGAAGAGCAGCUGGCCUGCCUGCCCUGUGGCCCGCUGCCCUCCUGUCUUGUUGACUGCAGGCUGUCAGUGCUGCCCAAGCCCCCUGGCCCCUCCUCCCGACCUGCACCUUGCACCCACCCUGCCCCUGCCCCCCUCUAAUAAACUCAUGUCCACUGUGCUUAGGCCUGGCUCCGUGCCCAGGGUGGGGGAGGGAGGGAGUGGGGCGAGAGGCAUCUGGCAGGCUCAGGUCUGUGGUUGAGACCCAUGAGCACAAGUUCUAUCAUCGUUCUUCUCCUUCCCGUUGGUGGCGGUCAUCCUGAGCCUCAGUUUCCCCUCUCUGGCCUCCCCUGUGGGUGAUGAGAUCUGCCGUGUGGGUGGCACUGGAUGAGAUGAGGUGUCCGCAGCCCUGGGAAGAGGGCCUGGAGCCCACUGCACACAAACAGCUCAAAUGAAAAGCAGCUCUAUACUUGUCCGAAAUGCCCGGGGGCAGGUCUGUCCAGGAAUUAGACUAGGCCCUUGCCCUGGGCUGCAGUCCAAUAGAAUGCCCUGGUUACGCUAGAACACCCCUCCCCAAAGGGUGUUGUUAAUGACGGGCAGGGCGGCUUUCCAGAGAAGGUGGGUUUGAGCUGGCCUUGGACAGUGUCAGGUUUGCGUGAGGGCUGGCGAGGGGGUGGUUCUGAGGAAGGGGCUUCUUAGAGAGACAGCCUAUUGUAGUGACUAAAUCUUGGUCUCUGAGCCAGGCAGCUUCAGAUUCCAGGUUCCUGCGUGACCUGGGCAUGUCACUGAACCUCCCCCACUGCCUCAUCCGUAAAAGGGGCAUUGUACCAAAACGGGUUUUGAAUGAUCUAAUCCUAGAAGGGUUUAGAACUGCCUCAAGAGUAGAGCGCAGCCCUGGCCAGGUAGCUGGAUUGAUUGGAGUGUCGUCCCGAUGUGCCAAGGUUGCGGGUUCGAUCCCUGGUCAGGACACAUAUAAGAAGCAACCACUGAAUGCAUAAACAAAUGGAACAGCAAACUGACGUUUCUCGCUCUCCCUCCCCUCUCUCUUUCUAAAAAAAAAUCAAUCAAAAAAGGAUGGAGCUCGAAUAUGUGUUUACAGCCCCAGCAGGUUUGCUCACUGGGUAGAGCGUCAACCUGCAGACUGAAGGGUCCUGGGUUUGGUUCCAAAGACACAUGCCUGUGUUUCG